This is a messenger RNA of Megalobrama amblycephala (Wuchang bream), 2474 nucleotides long. It is a transcript of the gene slc19a2, whose product is annotated as solute carrier family 19 member 2. NCBI's taxonomy places the organism in Eukaryota, Metazoa, Chordata, Actinopteri, Cypriniformes, Xenocyprididae. Gene Ontology annotation, molecular function: vitamin transmembrane transporter activity. Gene Ontology annotation, cellular component: plasma membrane. The record is from RefSeq and is a predicted model, not a curated record. Gene Ontology annotation, biological process: vitamin transport; transmembrane transport.
AUUUUCCCGCGCCGCUUGUCCUCUUGACUACCUUGCGUGCAAACCGGCGAGAGAGUUAUUGAGAAAUGCAUCGUUCGUAGCUUGGAGGUCAAUUGGCGCAAGCGAUUAUGUCUGAACCAUGGCUUUACCCUACUGUUUUGCUGUGCGUUUAUGGGUUUUUCAGCAGCCACAGACCACUCGAACCUUUUCUAACCUCGUUUUUAAUGGGACCUGACAAGAACCUGACUGAGACUGAGGUUGUGAGCCAGAUCUAUCCAUUUUGGACAUAUUCCUACCUUGUCCUGCUUUUCCCUGUUUUCCUGGCCACAGAUUACCUUCGCUACAAGCCUGUGCUCAUCCUCCAGGCGGCCAGCUUCAUAGUGACAUAUGCUAUGCUCAUGAAGGCCCAGGGCGUGCGGGCCAUGCAGUUACUGGAGUUCUUCUUCGGUGUGGCCACGGCCACUGAAGUUGCGUACUACUCCUACAUCUACAGUGUUGUGGAGCCGUCUCAUUACCAGAAGGUGACUGGUUUUUGUCGUAGCAUCACACUGUUGGGCUCAGCCAUUGGCUCAUUCAUUGGACAGAUUCUGGUGUCUGUAGCCAGUGUACCUCUUUUUUACUUGAGCGUCAUCACACUGGCGUCCUCCUGCAUAGCCUUUGUUGCCCCUUGGUUCCUACCCAUGCCCGAGAAGAGCCUGUUCUUUCACCAGAAAGAGAGCAGCGCUCAGGAUGAAGCCGUACUGGAACCCAUGAACCGCAGUCACAUGAUCGAGAAUCCAGAGGAUCCAGAGUCCAAAGUGCAGCUUAGUGCAGAUGAAAGAACGACUCUCAAGGACAACACUAGCAAUAAUAGAUUACUGGAAGUGUUGUCAGUGCUCUGGGCAGACUUCCUGCAGUGUUACUCAUGCCCUACCCUUCUGGCCUGGUCAGUGUGGUGGGCUUUGUCCACGUGUGGUUACAUCCAGGUGAUUAAUUACACUCAAGCACUUUGGGAGAAAAUCUUGCCUUCCAGUGAUUUUGUGAUCUACAAUGGAUAUGUGGAGACCAUUGCUACUGUGCUUGGUGCUUUUGCAGCAUUUGUUGUAGGCUAUGUGAAAGUGUCCUGGUCGGUGUGGGGAGAACUUGCUCUCUGCAUGUUCUCUGUGAUCAUUGCAGUGUGUGUGUUUCUCACGGACACCAUCAGGAAUAUCUGGGUCUGCUACACUGCCUACAUCAUCUUCAGAGCUACCUACAUGCUGCUUAUCACCAUUGCAACGUAUCAGAUUGCUGCUAACUUAAGCAUGAAACGAUAUGCUUUAGUUUUCGGAGUGAACACUUUCAUCGCACUCGUUCUGCAGACGCUUCUUCCGCUGAUUGUAGUAGAUUCUGCUGGUUUGGGCCUGGACAUUUUUCUACAGUUCCUCAUCUAUGCGAGUUACUUUGCUGCAGUAGCAGUGAUAUUCUUCAUUGCAGGGCUGUAUAAACUGCUCAGAAGGAGAUCUGAAGGACAGAAUGAAUUACCCUCUACAGAGGCCGUUCCAGAGACAUGAAACGCCUCAUAUCAGCUUCUUUUAAGCUCAAGGUGAAGCACAAAAUAAUUCUCUGUUCAACUGAACGUAUAUGUAAAAAAAAGUAUAUAAAGACAAAAGCAGCAUUUCCAGAUCAGUCACACUUGAUUGGUCCAGCUUUAUAGAUUAAUAAGCACUGAUGAUUAUGAUUGUCAUUACUAAGUGGUCAUUGUGGGUCACAGAUUAUGUAGAACAAAAUGCACUAAUGUAAAUAGAUACCAUUAUGAUGCCUUAUUUAUGUCUGUUACUUGGUAGUAAGAAACUGUGUGGUUGGUUCAUAAAAACCAGGACCUUAAUUUAUAAAAAUAUGAAACGCAUUUAUACAUUCAUCCAAGGUAUUUGAAUUUCUAGUGCAGUGUGCGAGGUUGGGCCCUGUAAUUAAUUAUUAUAAUUUUAGUCAAAAGAAUUGAGCCAAUAAUAGUCGAACUGUUAUGCCAGUACAAUCAGUACAUACAGAGCACUACAAAAAAGAUUUGAAUAGAAAUGGUGUACAUUCUUUCCUUGUACACUCUAAAACAUGCUUAAACACAAACCCAAGUUGGGUUGAAAAUGGACAAACUUAAAUGUUUUAACAGGUUUAAAACGGGUUUUAACGGGUUUAAUGGGUUAAACGUCUGACCAACCUGCUGGGCAGUUUCAUUUUGCCCAACUAUUGUUUAAAGGGGUCAUGAACUGAGUUGUUUUAUAAUGUUUCCUGUGGUGCACUUAUAAUAUUAGUAUGCUUUUUAGAUCAAAAAUUGUCAUAAUUUAGAAAUAAAAGGCAUUUUUCCUACCCUGAAUUUAGCCCUCUGAUUUGAAUGCUCUAUUUUAAGGGGCGUGUCUGCGGUGAGACUUCAGUGGAAACGCCCACCGCUGUGAUUGGCUGAUAUCUUUCCAUUUGAAAUAGCCAAGUAUUAGCACAUUUUUACUUUUACAGCUCUCAAGGUUAAAGGGUUAGUUCACCCAAAA